AUGUACCGAAGCCAGCCUUUCUGUCUCAUGACUGGUACAAUGGAUGUAUUUUAAUUAUUUUAAAAAGAUGUGAAACAAAUCCUUCCAUCUUCCAUAUCAUCUACUAAGGACACACAUAACUUACACCUUAAGUCGUGAAUAUCUACAAUACCUAUCUGCCUACAUAAUAUCGGGUACACAAAUCUUCCCCUCCCCCCCAAGCCAAGUACCGGGUAGUUCGAAUUAGAUCCUCUAAGGACGUUACCUUAAUUUAAAAAAAAAAUAUCGCCCCGAAUGGCAUCCGCAACUGGAAUACCCCAACAUGCCCCGAUUGAUCCGGACAACGAAGGACAAGAGGAUUUGGAACCUCUAUUAGGCCGGCCCGGAGAUGCUUCUCAAAGAGAAAAUGCCCCCAUAGCCAAAAACCUGAUCAUAGGCACCGGCGUCAUCGCCGAGGCUGCUGGCAUCCUCCUCGUAGCUUCGGUCUGGGCCGCAGUCUUCCUCAACGGCCCUCUGAUCCUCUUCUCCGUCCAUCCCUUAGCGCAAUCCGCGGGGCUGCUCGUUCUCAUCCAGUCCAUCCUCGUCCUACAGCCGACCCACACAGGGGCCCAGAAGCAAGUUGGCCAGAAAAUCCACGCCGGUCUCAACUUCCUCGCCUUUGCCAUCUUCGCCGUCGGCGUUAUCAGCAUCGAGGUCAACAAGUUCAUCAACAACGGGGCUCACUUCCACUCCGUCCAUGGCUACCUCGGUGUUAUCGCCUCCUUCUGGCUCCUUGCCCAGUACAUCGUCGGUUUCACCAUGUUCGGCCUUCCCCAGCUGUACGGCGGCGAGGCCAACGCGAAGAAGAUGUGGAAGUAUCACCGCUCCAGCGGCUACGUCCUCCUCUUGUUCCUAGCUGCCACCGUGGUCAGCGCAACCCAGACAGACUACAACAUAGGCGUCCUGAAGCUCAAGCUGUGGGCCAUGAUCGUCAUCUCGGUGCUCCUCGUUAUCGGCGUUUUCCCCCGGAUCAAGAAGCAUAAGCUUGGCUUGUGAUAUAGCGGAGUAGUACGCCUCAGAGGUACAACGAGUAGAUCAGGCGGGUCAGGUCGGGUUGCGAGGAGUAAUGCCGAUUUCUUAACUCGCGUGCAUUAUACUGCUUGGCAUGGCAAGAUGGAAUCGUUAUACUUCCUUACUUUUUCCCAGUCUUUAUCGCACCACUUACCUAUGGCGUCAAAACUUGGGGAACAAGACAGCUCGGUAUAAGGGCACCCUCAUUAGACAGAUUUGUUCUGAUGGGGAAAAGGAUGCAUUUUUAAGGAAAGGGAUCUGAAGAGAGCGGGCUAUAAAAUGUUGAGGUUGCUUUUGUGGUGGAUAUUCGAAAAUAAGAGACAAAAAAAUAAAGAUUUAACUAUUGGCUAUGGUGAACCAAGGAUAGGUAUCCAUACCAUCGAUUCGACUUUAUUACCCACAAACCUGGAGCCAAAGUAAUUUUUACCUACCCUGCAUAAGGCUCUCAAAUCUCGUACUUGGUAAUUGGUAUGAUCUUGUGGAUACUUGAGGUAGGUUGGUAUAGGGGUAAAUUAAUCAAUAGAUGUCGUCAGCUACCUACCUACCUACCUACCUAUCAUGUCAUGUGAGCCUCCAUACGACGGUUAUCUUGUUAUUUUUUUUACCUAAACAUGGGGU
Hypoxylon fragiforme is the source of this 1647-nucleotide messenger RNA. RefSeq names its product eukaryotic cytochrome b561-domain-containing protein. Bases 274 to 1014 code for a protein of 246 amino acids. Gene Ontology annotation, molecular function: transmembrane monodehydroascorbate reductase activity. NCBI's taxonomy places the organism in Eukaryota, Fungi, Ascomycota, Sordariomycetes, Xylariales, Hypoxylaceae. The record is from RefSeq and is a predicted model, not a curated record. The transcript has 2 exons.